Molecule: messenger RNA, 3235 nt
Organism: Myodes glareolus (Bank vole)
Lineage: Eukaryota; Metazoa; Chordata; Mammalia; Rodentia; Cricetidae
Source: RefSeq, a predicted model, not a curated record
AUGGACAGAGGCAGCCACCGGAAUGUUUCUCCAGCAAGGACACCACCUCAGGCUUCUCCAGCAAGGACACCUCCUCAGCCUUCUCCAGCAAGAACACCUACUCAGCCUUCUCCAGCAAGGACACCUCCUCAGCCUUCUCCAGCAAGGACACCUCCUCAGCCUUCUCCCGCAAGAACAUCUCCUGUCCUGGCAUCUCCAGCAAGGACAUCUCCAGCCCGGGCAUCUCCAGCCCGGGCUUCUCCUCCUCAGGCUUCUCCAGCCAGGUCGUCUCCAGUUGGGGUAUCACCUACCAGGUCAUCGUCGGGCAGGUCAUCAUCUGCCAGGUCAGCCUCCACGACAUCCUCCCCAACGAGAGUGUACCUUGUUAGAGCAACACCAUUGGGGGCUGUCCCCAUCCGGGCAUCUCCUGCCAGGUCAGCAGCAGCCACCAGGGCCACCGGGGAGAGCCCAGGUCCCAGCUCGCCCAAGUUCUCCUGGCAGGAGACCCAGAGACAGCUGCCCCUCAUCGGGUGUAUCAUCCUUCUCAUCAGCCUGGUGAUCUCACUCAUCCUUCUCUUCUACUUCUGGCGAGGCCACACAGGGAUUAAGCACAAAGAACCAAUAGAGAGUUGUUCCAACCACGCCGUUCGCUGUGAUGGAGUGGCAGACUGCAAAAUGAAAACUGAUGAGCUGGGCUGUGUCAGGUUCGACUGGGACAGGUCUCUGCUGAAGGUCUACUCUGGGUCCUCUGGCGAGUGGCUCCCUGUCUGCAGCAGCAGCUGGAGUGACAGCGACUCUAACAGGACCUGCCAGCAGCUGGGUUUUAACAGUGCGUACAGAACAACCGCAGUGGCCCACAGGGACGUCACCAGCAGUUUUCUACUGUCCAAAUACAACUCCACCAUCCAGGAAAGCCUGUACAGGUCUGAGUGUCCUUCUCAGCGGUAUGUCUCCCUCCAGUGUUCCCGCUGUGGUCUGAGAGCUAUGACCGGGCGGAUCGUGGGAGGGGCUGUGACCUCAGAGAGCAAGUGGCCUUGGCAAGUCAGCCUGCACUUUCGCACGACUCACAUCUGUGGGGGCACACUCAUCGAUGCCCAGUGGGUGCUCACCGCUGCCCACUGCUUCUUUGCGACCCAGGAGAUGGUUCUGGAGGGUUGGAAGGUGUAUGCAGGCACCAGUAACCUGCACCAGCUGCCUGAAGCUGCCUCUAUCUCCCAGAUCAUCAUCAAUGGCAACUACACCGAUAAGCAGGAUGACUAUGACAUCGCCCUCAUGAGGCUUUCCAAGCCUCUGACCCUGUCAUCUCACAUCCACCCUGCCUGCCUCCCUAUGCAUGGACAAACCUUUGGCCUCAAUGAGACCUGCUGGAUCACUGGCUUCGGCAAAACCAAGGAGACAGACGAUAAGACAUCUAUCUUACUUCGAGAGGUUCAGGUCAACCUCAUCGACUUCAAGAAGUGCAAUGGCUACUCAGUCUAUGACAGUUACCUUACCCCGAGGAUGAUGUGUGCUGGGGACCUGCGAGGAGGGAGGGACUCCUGCCAGGGAGAUAGUGGAGGACCUCUUGUCUGUGAGCAGAACAACCGCUGGUACCUGGCAGGUGUCACCAGUUGGGGCACAGGCUGUGGCCAGAGGAACAAGCCUGGUGUGUACACCAAAGUGACAGAAGUACUCCCCUGGAUUUACAGCAAGAUGGAGAGCGAGGUACGCUUCCAGAAAUCUUAACCAGUCCUUCCUACAUCGCCGACUGAUAUGAAGAUCCUGGCUAAAGGGACUGGCCAUUUGCUGGACCUGGACCAGUGGUCACCAGGCACAUUUCACCUUCCACCUCUGUCUGCUGUCUCCAUGAGAGUUCAUCUGUGGUGCACAUGUGCUUACAUCAUGCGUGCUUCUGUGUGUGUGUGUGUGUGUGUGUGUGUGUGUGUGUGUGUGUGUUCAAGUUCUUCAGCAAACAGGAAAAUUUGGCUCUUCCCAGAAUCCCAGGCUGGAAAUCUGGAGUUAAGAGUUUGGGCACCAGGUGUGUUCCUAAGAGUCUAUAAGUGGAGGUGGAGCCAAAAAUGAGCCCAGGAAGGGCCUGGAAGAUGACAGCAGCAGAUGUCACUCUUCUUACUCUGAUCUGGAGAACCAGCCCAGAUUGCACAGAUACCCAGCAGCCAGUGUCUGUUGCUGCGCUUGGACAGCAGCAAGUUUUGCCAGAGUCUGCCAUCUCAGUGCCUGGACCAUCUGUCCUUGGUGGAAAGCCAAUCCCAUUGGUGUUGCGAGUUGCAGGCCCUCUCGGCCUCUUGGGAUUGCCGUGGACCCCAGAGCUGGGCUCCACUGUGUCUGUCCAUCUCUGGGUGCUGCUGUGGGUCCCAGAGCUGGCCUCUCCUGUUGGCUGUCCAUCUCUGGGUGAUGACUGUGACCCAGGCUUGCUGUACUUUUGAUCGCAAGCAAUUGGGAUGGAUUUUAUUUUAUUUUUAUAUUUAAAAUAUAGAAAUCAAUGUAAUUUUAAGGAGUCUCAAAAUCCUCGGGGCCUUGGGAAGUUUGGCAUGAAUCAUUUCAUGAGCUCCAGGGGACUCAUGGGAGUUGUACUGCUGAAACAUCCUAUGAUAUAUUAUUGACUUCAUGAAAUUAGGUCAAGUCCUCAAUGAAAUCCUCAGGAAGAACAUCAAGUAUGGCGGCUAGGGCCCUUUGAGAUACUCAGGGAGGAAAAUCGUCAUUUUUGCCAAAAGAUAAAUGCUGCUCUAGCCUUCAAGAACUGCAGCCAGUCUGAAGAACUGAAGAUGUGUGUGCUGCCCUGCUUAACCUCGCAGGGCCCCUGGCAACCCUGGCAAAGUCUAGGCACACCGCAUUAUUUAUACCCAAGGGGCUGAGCUGAGACUAUGCGGUUUGUUUCUGGCUUUCUUCAUCUUUCAAUUUUGUACUGACUCACAUGGCCAUGAGGAGAAAGCAAGAACUGUUCCCAGAAGCUCUGAACAGCCCUUCUGGGAGGCCUAAGUCGUCCUGGUCUUCCUCGAGGCCUUUUCUCUUGGUCACCUGCUUCUCCUCAGCUCCACUCCCCUCACCUUUCUUGUCCCUACCAGACCUCUUGUGAGAUGCCGUCUCAGAGGCAAGUUCAAGAUCAGACCAGCUCGGGACAGUGCACACAAGCUGGAGGUAGCCAGAGUGGUUGGGCAACAUCAGAGCUGGAACAUUAGGGAAUGUCUUCCAGGCUGGGAAGGGGGACAGACUUCACAUCUGCGGGAGUUCCCAGCAAUGAGCUUCAUUAAUAAAAGUG